Molecule: messenger RNA, 336 nt
Organism: Caenorhabditis bovis
Lineage: Eukaryota; Metazoa; Nematoda; Chromadorea; Rhabditida; Rhabditidae
Source: the annotation of a GenBank genome assembly
AUGUACCGAUUCAUCGCGUGUUUGCUUCUACCGUUGCUCAUCGGCGCCCAACUGAUGCCGUAUAAUGACUAUCGAUGCGGAUCCGGCGAGUUCUCGCACGCGCUUUCCUACACUUCGACAUGGCUCUGCGAUCAGAUAGCAAUGAAUCAGUGCUGUAUGAUGCAUGACGCGUGCUACGCCGGCUGCGCGUUCACCCAAAUCGAAUGCGACGAUCAAUUCUGCAUGUGCCUCAGCUCCAUCGUCACCAAUCCACUGUGUCAGGCGAUCAUUCUACCGGCGCACUGCAACAUGGUCCGAUUGUUUGGCGCGCUGUUCGUCUGCCCGAUGAUGGGCUAG